Messenger RNA from Dictyostelium purpureum, 402 nucleotides. RefSeq lists its product as uncharacterized. The record is from RefSeq and is a predicted model, not a curated record. The transcript has 2 exons. Lineage: Eukaryota; Evosea; Eumycetozoa; Dictyosteliales; Dictyosteliaceae. The coding region runs from base 1 to 402 and encodes 133 amino acids.
AUGUAUGAUUAUUUUUUGCAAUUUUAUGAAAUCAUUAUCACCACACCAUACCCAAACAAUAAUAAUUCUAACAACAAUAACAAUUUGAACAAUAAUAGUUCAUGCAACAAUUCUAACAAUAUCAAUCAUUCAAGCAAUAAUUCGAACAAAAAUAAAAAUUCGAGCAAUAAUAAUUUGAACAUUAAUAAUUCGAGCAAUGAUAAUAAUUCUAAUAUCAAUAAUAAUUCCAACAACAAUAAUUCGAGCAAUAAUUCAAACAAUAUUAAUCAUUCAAGCAAUAUUUCGAACAAUAAUAAUUCAAACAAUAAUAAUUCGAAUAAUAAUAAUUCGAACAAUAAUAAUAAUUCAAACAACAAUUAUAAUGGCAUUCAGCGUUCCACCUUUAAACCUAAAUUAAUUUAG